CCAGCUCUUUUCUCUGAGCAGGAGGUAGAAGCAGAGUUUACUCGCAUCACCACUGUACCACUGAGAUCAAAAUUCAUGCAACAGCUGGAUCAUCAUUCUACACGGCUGAUUACAAUCUUCAAAAGAAAAGGAGGAGCAGCAGGGCGGAAAAUAAGGACUAUCAUGGCAGACUUGGAUAAGAAUGAUGCUGUUGAAACAAGAAGAGCCUGUGUACUGAAAGCACUAAUGGUUUACCUCAAUGAAGACCCUGAAAAUCUCAUAAGAGAGUACAUGGAUGUUGAAGACAACCAGGAGGCUAUGGACCAGACAGUCCUGGGAAUCUUUGCCAUAAAGAUGGAAGGUGCAGAGUCUUCAGAUGGCCUGGCAGAUGUUGGAAUAAUCAUUGAAGGUGUGGAAGUGCUCCAUGACCUUGAUAACACUGCAAAUGCAGUCGCCAUUUUGUUUGGCCUCAUGUACUCACUGGACCUGAGCUAUCCAACAAACCUGAAGUACACAUUUGAGGUUCUGCAAAAACUUGUGAUGGAACUAGAUGGCAACAAACUUUCAACAAAGGCUCAAGUGCUAAAGAACAAACUAUUUGAAGGAACAUUUUAGAGUGUAGUGCUCCUGAGCAGCACAGAGGAAACUUGGAGGACAAAUUCCAUCCCAAACCAUCUGGCAGAAAACUGAUUUUUGGAUCUGCAUGUUGAACUGUGAACUGUGAAGAGUGGAUCAGAUGCACUAAAUGUUUAACAGAGUUGAGAAAAUGUUUACAAAAGAGACAAUAACAAACUUGAAAAACACAAAUGAGAAGUUUGAAUUCACGUCAGCUGCAGAAGUGGAGAUCAACAAUGUGAAAUGGAGAGUGAUGGGUGAAUAUUGAAAGUUGUAGCAAGGAGGAUGAGAGAAACAAAUCGAAAUCGUGUUUAUGGUGCUGUGAUCAAACGUUGACCAAGUUCCUGUUCAUAAGAUUUGGUACUGUCUGUUGAAAAUGUACGUUGGACUACUUUUUUUAUUUUUCCUUUUUUUUCCUUUGUGAUUUAAUUUUAGAAAACACUGCACUGAUUUGUUUGUUUUUUUACCCCUACAAUGCUGAAGUGGCAGGGAGGAAAAGAUAAUUUUGAAGUAUUUUUACUUGACAUUUGUUCACUCUAUUCAUGUAGAUGGUUCUACAUGAAUAGGAUGGAUCUUUAAAAAAUCAGUAUCUAAUGUUUCAUUGUACAGUGUUCAGUAAUUGUGAGGGGAGAAAAGCCAUGUUCAUUCUGCCUGCUUCUUAAAGAAUAUAGCUUUAAGUUUUGGUUUGGUUUUGUAGGUCCUGUAAGAGAUUUUUGUUUUCAUUGGGCAUUUUAUACAAAUUUAACUGUAAACAAAAUUGAGUAUUUUAUAGCAUAAAAAACAUUUUAAUAUAAACAUUUUUAUUUAGAAAUGGGGAAAUAAAAAUAAGCUAUACAUGUUGAAAAAUGGUUUGUUUGAUAUGCAGGAGCAAUUUUAAGGUAUAACUCACGCAAAUUCAAAGUUUGUGGUUUAAAAUUUGUUUGUUUGUUUUGUUUGUGAUUGUUGUAGUUUUCCAUUGGCAAUAAAUAAUAUUUU
Dicentrarchus labrax (European seabass) is the source of this 1569-nucleotide messenger RNA. RefSeq lists its product as uncharacterized. Bases 76 to 594 code for a protein of 172 amino acids. The transcript is spliced from 4 exons. NCBI's taxonomy places the organism in Eukaryota, Metazoa, Chordata, Actinopteri, Moronidae. The record is from RefSeq and is a predicted model, not a curated record.